AUGGAACUCUAUCUGUCGUUCCUUGAACCACAUCGCAUCCGAUAUGUCACUAACGACAACACUAUCGCACACGACGACCAUGUCGAGGCACGGUACGAGUUCACCACGACUGAAGGAUCCCAUCGCCUUCAAGGAGACCUCCGUGGACAAGACUUGAUCGACCAUUUCGACUUUGACGUCAUAUGGUCCGAUAAGGAGAGCCGCACCGAUUCGUUUGGCAGCGUCCGUGGUAUCGGCGCUAUCCAGCGCAUGAAGAUGUGGCGCGACCGAUAUACGACAUAUCACUACCUCACUUUCUACGCAAAUCGCACCGACCGGCGGUACCGCGAAUACCUGGUGUAUUCGUUUGAUGCCGAAAUAAAAAACCGCGAUGACAGCCACCGGCGGCUCCGUCUCACAGUGCGCGGACGCCGCGGUAGUGCCACCGACAGUGGCAGCAGCAAUCAUGGCGGCAGCAGUGGCGGAGGCGGUAGUAGUUCUGGUCGUCGUUUCUCCGUGACAUCGUUACGACAGCGACCACGCACUUCUAGUAGUCACCACCAUAGCAGCGGUCAUGGCAGCUCAUCACAUGCUUCCAGCUCACGCAGCUCGCACAUGAGCUCUGAUCAGGCUUCAACAGUCUCGCCACCUUCGUCGACAUCAUCUUAUUCUCCAGGCAGCGGACUCGACAUCCGAUUCAUUGAGCAGUGGACGAUUGCCCAGAACGCAGAUGCAGAGUUUCGCGGUGUCCCCUUCCCUUCUGACCGUUUCGAGCUUCCGUCUCCUGAAAUCUUCCCCGGGAGCAACGUGGCUUCGUCAUCCGUACUAGGCCUGUCUAUCGUGGAAGAGCCUCCAGAGGGAUACGAUCCAAGGAGCGUCCCAUCCUAA
Messenger RNA from Sporothrix brasiliensis 5110, 867 nucleotides. RefSeq lists its product as uncharacterized. The coding region runs from base 1 to 867 and encodes 288 amino acids. The record is from RefSeq and is a predicted model, not a curated record. The transcript has 2 exons. NCBI's taxonomy places the organism in Eukaryota, Fungi, Ascomycota, Sordariomycetes, Ophiostomatales, Ophiostomataceae.